Messenger RNA from Pelmatolapia mariae (spotted tilapia), 975 nucleotides. RefSeq lists its product as uncharacterized. The transcript is spliced from 7 exons. The record is from RefSeq and is a predicted model, not a curated record. The coding region runs from base 1 to 975 and encodes 324 amino acids. NCBI's taxonomy places the organism in Eukaryota, Metazoa, Chordata, Actinopteri, Cichliformes, Cichlidae.
AUGACAGCAAUGGUGGUUGCAGAGUUCCACCGAAUCAACAAUGUUAACCUGAGCACUCAAUUCUACAAGGAGCUGGACAGACACACGCCUAGACUCAUCACUUUGUUCCGAGACAAGGCCAUCAAGACUGGCAAGAUUGCAGAGGAGCUAGCAAAGCUCAUGAGAAUUUAUGACAUUCAGUUAAUUGAAGGUGUACUUGGAACCAAUUCAGGUGGUGAAGAAGUUCUCCAGGAAUAUCACACAACACAAACGCUAACAGAUGCUACCAGAAGAAAAAUGGUCAAUAUAAUAGUGGCUCACAUGAUUGCCAUGGGUAUGCACCUCCCCACCAAAGCUGUUAGAGAACAGUACGCGCUAGGGGUAGUGACAUUGUUCCCAUCCCUGAAAGACCCAUACUCCAAGAAAGGCUAUGUGAAUCAAGACUUCACUCUCCUGUUUGAUGAUGAGAUAUCUACCAGGCUGCUUCAGAAAUGGGAUCCAAUCUUUAGGUAUCAAAUCAUCAAAGAGGCCAAGCAGCUCACCUCAACAGUAGAGUUGCGUCAAUUGGUGCAGUCAGCAGAGAGUCCACCAGGAAAAGGACCAAAGUAUCAAAAAAUCAGCGCCUCUGAUGCUGUUGAGAGACUUGUAGUCUUUCAUAAGUCUUGCUGCAGUUUGGAAGAGCAUCUCCAGAAUCAGCAGAGUCAGCAGCCAUACCUCCUGGCUGUUGGGCGCCAGAAGAGGAAGGUCGACAGCUUCUAUGUUGCCAUAGACAAGCAUCUCAUCCCCUGCCAGGCCAGCCGCUCCCUUGGGGCAUUUGAUGAGCUUUUUAAAGCUCAUUUUGUGUUCAAUGUGUCUUAUGAUGCUGCACUUGUGAAUUUCUACACAUUUCUGCAGACAACAGUAUACAAUAUUGAUAUGGGGAAAAUGAAGGCGUCCCCAAGAGUUCGUGACCUGAGAGCCAAAAUCCUUAACCAGGAAAUUCUUCUCACAACCUAA